GCUGUGACAAGGUGCUGUCAAACCGCGGGGCCGAGCGGCCGCCGGCGGAGCCCUGAGUGCUCCGCUGAGCGGCGGGAGCGGAAGGAGCCCGAGGAGGAGGAGAAGGCGGAGUAGGGCACGCGCCCGCUCGGACGGGUGUCUUGAAUGAUUUAGCAUGGACCCUGUUGCUAGUCAUAGCUGCCACCUCCUUCAGCAGCUCCAUGAGCAGCGUAUUCAAGGCCUUCUCUGUGACUGUAUGCUGGUGGUUAAAGGAGUCUGCUUUAAGGCACAUAAAAAUGUUUUGGCUUCUUUCAGUCAGUAUUUUAGGACUUUAUUUCAGAAUUCUUCAGGCCAGAAGAAUGAUGUUUUUCAUUUGGAUAUAAAAAAUGUAGGAGGCAUAGGGCAGAUAUUGGACUUCAUGUACACUUCUCGCCUGGAUCUUAACCAAGAUAAUAUACAAACUAUGUUGGACAUAGCACAGUGUUUACAAAUACAGAACGUACUGAACCUGUGUCACACAUUUUUAAAAUCUACUGCCAUAGAGCAGUUGCCCAGCUUGCCUUGUAAUAGUACAUUCUCCCUACACAGUGCUCUUGCUACUGAUGCUAAUGGUGUUAUGAGUGAAAACUACCCUCCUCACCUGCUGCAAGAGUGUUCAACAGGUACACAGACUCAAAAGGUUUUGGAUGGCCAGCCUUCCCAUGGACACCAACCAAUUCAUCUUCCUAAUUCUUCAGGUGAAGGACAAAAACAAGCAACAUCUGAUACUAUAGAUGGCAACUGUACAGAACUUCCAUUUAAACAAUCAAAUUACUAUUACAAACUUAGAAACUUUUACAGUAAACAGUUCUAUAAACAAACUUCUUGUUCCAGUCACGAACGAGUAAUUGAACAGCCCUUGACUUUCAAUGCAUCUACAGAUUUUAACUCGGUAGAAAACCCUGACUGUGCUGUCAGUCCCUCUGAGUGUAUCUUGGAGUCUUCUGAACAACUCCCUUCUAACUUCCUUGCCCAGCCUUUGAAUGAAGCUGCCCCAGAUCCAGAGUUUGACAGCACAUCAUUGCAGCCUGCCGAACAGAGGAGACUGAAGAAAGCUGUCCACCUCAAGAAACUGAGCUUUUUAAAAUCACAGAAGUCUGCAGAAGACUCAUCUGAAGCUAAAACAGAUCAUAGUCUACCAAAAGGACUAGCAGAGUCACCCUUAGUUAGUGAAAAUACUGUAGAGAAAACCCGUAGUCAGGGAACUGAAGAAAAAGAAAGUGAAGAAAUCAUUAGUUCAGAGAAUUUUGAUUUUGCUGCUGAUGUUGAAAGGACUGAGGGCACCGUCAUCCUGAAAGACCAACCACAAACUCUUCAGUUGCAAAGACAAUACACUUGUGAACUAUGUGGAAAGCCUUUCAAACAUCCAAGCACUUUGGAGCUUCACAAACGGUCUCAUACAGGUGAGAAACCUUUUGAAUGUAACAUUUGUGGGAAACACUUCUCCCAGGCAGGUAAUCUACAGACUCAUUUACGUCGGCAUUCUGGUGAAAAACCCUACAUCUGUGAAAUCUGUGGGAAAAGAUUUGCAGCCUCUGGUGAUGUCCAACGUCACAUUAUUAUUCACUCGGGAGAAAAACCACAUUUGUGUGACAUCUGUGGUCGAGGGUUUAGUAACUUUAGCAAUUUAAAGGAGCACAAAAAGACUCACACUGCUGAUAAAGUCUUUACCUGUGAUGAAUGUGGGAAAUCUUUUAACAUGCAACGCAAAUUGGUAAAGCACAGAAUUAGGCACACUGGUGAGCGACCAUACAGCUGUUCUGCAUGUGGGAAAUGCUUUGGGGAAUCAGGUGACCUACGAAGGCAUGUCCGAACUCAUACUGGAGAAAAGCCAUAUACAUGUGAAAUUUGUAGCAAAUGCUUCUCUCGCUCUGCUGUGCUACGUCGACACAAAAAAAUGCACUGUAAGGCCAGCGCUGAGAGUCCAGCAGCACAUGAUGAGUUCGCGCAAGCCAACGAAACAUCUGAUCUUGAAAAAUCUCAGAGCUCAGACUCCUUUUCCCAAGAUAUGUCAGUUGCUUUGUUGCCAGGAUCUGUGAAGCUCCCUGUUCGUCCAAUGGGGAAUUCUUCAGUGGAAUUUGAUAGCAGUUCGUCAGGUUCCUACUGCAAGUUAAGAUCCAUGAUUCCACAAAAUGAAGUUACAGACCGAGAGAAAUUGACUCUAGAUGCUGCUAAACUCCCCAAACCUCAGAUGCAGCAAACACCUCAUCAGUCAUAUGCUUACCCAGAGGUAGUUGCAUCUGCUGCAGAAGAGCCCCUGCAGCCUGAUAGCAUGUCCAUGAUUCGCUCGUCUAUGGCAGCCCUCGACAAUCCUUGUAAUGAUACACUGAGCAACCGGUCAUCGUCUGCUGCUUACAGGAGCUCCGAAGGACCUUUUUUUUCCAGUAUGACUCUUUGGGGUUUAGCAAUGAAGACUCUACAAAAUGAAAAUGAGUUAGAUCAGUAACAUCCCAUAUUAGUAAUUCUCAUCCAACUUGGAACUGGGCGGACUGGGAUCACAACUGGAUUUCUGAACCACUUUUCACUUUGCUAGACUCAUUCUAACCACUGUAAGAGGAAAUGGCCAGUUCCCUACCCUUGGGGUUAGAGAGAAGGCAGGUUAUAACGUCAGCCUUGACUCAUCAUUAGGGCAAAGCACAAAUCACAGUCACAGACUGUAAUAUUUGAAUGCGGCCUUUGAAGUCCUCUGCUCCAGUUUAUAAAUAAGACAACUGAGAUGGUCCUUCCCACCUCCUCCUUCCCUUCCACCCCAAAGAAAUGACAUGUCCAGGAUCUCAGAGGCAGAGCAAAAAUGGCCUUCUUAGCCAGCCCUUUCAUUUUACAGAGGGAAGGAAGCUGAAGGUCAGAGAGGGGACAGUGACUUGCCCAGGUCCACAGGGAGCCUAGGUUCUCAACCCAAUUCACCUGAUGACAGAUCAAGUUUUCUUUUCACUACCCAUGUUGACAGAUAAUAUUAUGAGUCAGAAAAGCCAGAGGGUUUAUACACUAUUGGUUUACAUGAUAUUGAAAACAUUUAGGUAAUAUGUUACUACACACUUGAUAACAACUACUGUGCGUUUUUUUUCCUAGUUGGGGUAAAAAUUGUGUAUCCAAAACUUUAUUUUUACAUUUUUUUUAAAAAUAAGAUUUGCAUUUUCAGCAUUUUUAUAUACAUACAUAUAUAUUUUUAAAGCGUAAAUA
Molecule: messenger RNA, 3198 nt
Organism: Dromiciops gliroides (monito del monte)
Lineage: Eukaryota; Metazoa; Chordata; Mammalia; Microbiotheria; Microbiotheriidae
Gene: ZBTB49
Product: zinc finger and BTB domain containing 49
Exons: 8
Coding region: 155-2464 (769 amino acids)
Biological process (GO): regulation of transcription by RNA polymerase II
Cellular component (GO): nucleus
Molecular function (GO): DNA-binding transcription factor activity, RNA polymerase II-specific; RNA polymerase II cis-regulatory region sequence-specific DNA binding; protein binding
Source: RefSeq, a predicted model, not a curated record